AUGGCGGAUAAACGGUCAGCGCUGAUACGCGUGCGCAUCGCAGAGAGUCGCCUGAAGCGGGCAUUUGACCUUUCUCAAAGCGCGCGUGAGGACCCCUCGCAAAGAAACUUAUUUCUUGCAACAGUGCGCGACUUGGAAAACAUAAAGGAGCAGUUCGAAACUGACUGCGUCGCGGUGGAAGCAGCCAUCGGCGAAACAGAUGUGGACGUAGCUGAGCACGCUUCUCGCAUGGAAGCUUUCGAUGAUAAAUACUUCCAAAUCAGGGCCGUUGUAGCCGGCAUAGAGGACUCAAAGGUACAGCCCUCCAGCCAACCACAGUCUCAGGUAAACAUCCUCGACCGCACUGGUACACCAUUUGUUGUUCGGGCACUGCUUGACACUGCUAGCCAAGCUAGCUUCAUUUCAGAGAAGUGUGUUCAGAACCUGCGGUUAACAAAAAGGGGGGCGCAUUUGCCCAUACAGGGCUUAUCCAACACCCCUGUCAAUGUGGCCAAAUCCUAUGUUUCAGUUGUUAUCACACCAGUUGGCAUCUUAGCGUCUCAGUUUGCGCUGGAUGUUUUUGUGCUUCCUCGUAUAACCAGUAGCGUGCCAGGUACAAAGUUGUCUGAUAGGGUUCGUAAAUCUGUGGCACACUUGCACCUUGCUGAUCCUGCCUUUGACACUCCUGGUCCAGUCGACCUACUUAUUGGUGCUGACCUGGUUCCGUAUUUAAUGAAAGGUGGAAAGAUUGAUGGGUCUCCAGUGGCUCUAGACUCUGUACUAGGUUGGAUCCUGAUGGGGAAGGUGGAAAUUGAACAGACUUCAACCAACAUGACAUCCCUUUGUGUUUCGCUGGUGACCUCUCAUCCCCCAUUACCUGAUGUCAUGAGAAGGUUUUGGGAGAUUGAAGAAUUUCCCCUUGUGAAGCAACAGUCUCCCGAGGAUGUACACUGUGAAGAGCUGUUUGUGAAGUCUUACACAAGGCAUGAGACCGGCCGGUACAGCGUUGCGUUAACAUUUUGUCAACCUGAGCCAGAGUUAGGGUCCUCUAGACCUCAAGCCAUUAAUCGUUUGCUUCGCCUGGAAAGACGUCUCAAAGGGGAUCCUGCCCUCAAGCAGAAGUAUUCCGAGUUUAUGGAGGAUUAUCUCGCGAUGGGCCACAUGGAAAGAGUCGCUGAGACAGAAAUGGACUGUGCCCAUGCCUUCUAUAUACCUCACCACGCUGUCAUGAAACCAGACAGCUCCACUACAAAGGUGCGCGUUGUUUUUGAUGCAUCAGCCAAGAGUUCCACAGCUCCAGUCCAGGACUACAGGCUGAAAACUGUGACCUAUGGAGUGUCUUCAGCCCCAUUCUUGGCACUCCGCACUCUUAAGCAGCUGGCUGAAGAUGAGAGAGAACAAUUUCCCACUGCCUCUCGAGUGUUGUUGUCGGAUGUUUAUGUGGACGAUGUUGUUACGGGUGCGCCGUCUGUGGACUCUGCAGUGGCCAUGCAGCAAGAGCUCAUCAAGCUUUUAGCGAAAGGGGGAUUUCAACUCCGAAAAUUCAUGAGCAACCAUCCGACACUCCUGAAUUGGCUUCCUGCUGAGGAUAUUGAAACCCUCCAACCGUUAGCCUUGGAUCAGGACAGCUGCACUGUAAUCAAGGUACUGGGACUACAGUGGAACCCCACCUCCGACACAUAUUCAUACAAGGUCCGAGCCAGCGCCUGCCCUGCGACAAAAAGGACAAUUUUAUCGAAUGUGGCAAGGAUUUUCGAUCCUCUCGGUUGGUUGACACCUAUCAGCAUGUUUGCAAAAUGUCUCAUUCAAGUCCUUUGGGUUCAAAAUCUCGACUGGGAUACAAAACCACCACCAAACAUAUUAGACAGCUGGAACAAGUUCAACAGCCAGCUCCCUCUUCUGUCUGCACUCAACAUCUCUCGCCUUGUCAGGGGAAAACAGGGCUGUUCCUAUCAACUUCAUGGAUUUUCAGACAGUUCAGAAUUGGGUUAUGCAGCAAGUGUCUACCUUCGUGUGGUUGAUGUUGAUGGGACAAUCACGGUACACCUGCUCGCUGGCAAAUCUAAAGUAGCCCCUGUCAAGGCCCAGUCUCUACCUCGGUUGGAGUUGUGUGGAGCUCUUCUCUUGUCUCGGUUGCUUCGUCACAUGAUAAAUGUGCAUGGAAUGGAACUUGAAUUCACCUCCAUUGUUGCCUGGACUGAUUCACAAGUAGCCCUAGCGUGGAUCCACUCUUCAUCUCAUGAGUUAAAAACAUUUGUGGCAAAUAGGGUUAGUGAGAUUCAGGACCUGACCCCUUCAAGUUGGUGGAGGCACGUGCGUUCAGAACACAACCCUGCUGACUGUGGCUCAUGUGGAUUGUUACCUGCCCAGAUACUUGACCACCACCUUUGGUGGACAGGCCCUGCAUGGUUGACGUUACCUGCAGAUGAAUGGCCUGCAAGUGCUUCGUGUAGUGACAUUUCCGAUUUGGUCCAACAGGAGAAGAAGUCGUUGGCAUUGGCAACUAUUCUGUAUAUUGAAGACAUUGAUUCACUGGUCGAACGUUUCAGCAGUCUAAUGAAGUUACUGAGAGUGACUGCCUAUAUUCUGCGUUUUGUUGCUAAUUGUCGUCACUCACAAAGUGCUCGUGAAUCAGGGACCCCGUGUCCUCGUGAGUUGGAGACUGCCUUAAAUUUCUGGAUACUUCGAGUUCAGUCGAUGGUGUUCAAAGAUUACCUGGCCUCUUUGAGAAAGAAUAAGAGAACCUCACCACAGAUACGGAAGCUUCAUCCUUUCCUCGACUCUGAUGGGUUUCUUAGGGUGGGUGGCAGGCUUGACCAGUCGAAGCUCCCGUUUCAACACAAACACCCGGCCUUGCUUCCUAAAUCAAACCCCUUGACGAGCAGGAUUAUACAACACUAUCACAACGUCAAUCAACAUCCCGGGAUACAAGCACUUCAAAGUAUUCUUAGAGAGAAAUUUUGGAUUCUCUCAGAUAAGCAGGCAAUCACCAGCUGUGUUCACCGCUGCUUGAAGUGUUUCAAGGCACAGCCACCCACUUUCACACCCCUCAUGGGAAGUCUCCCGGCCAUGAGAGUUCAGCAAGUGAAACCAUUUUCGAAGGCCGGCGUGGAUUACGCUGGCCCCUUUUUCAUAAAACUGGCUCGUGUGCGCAAAGUCACUCUGUUGAAGGCCUAUCUGUGUAUAUUUGUAUGUUUUACCACUAAGGCGGUUCAUGUGGAGUUGGCGUCUGACCUGUCGACUGAGGUGUUCCUUGCUGCAUACAAACGUUUCAUCGCCCGCAGAGGGAGAUCCUCUGACCUCUAUAGCGAUUGCGGGACGAACUUUUUUGGAGCCCACAACCAGCUGACAGAACUGCAACGCAUGUUGUCAUCCUCAUCGCAUCAGCAGACCAUAGUGGAUUGUUUAGCUCCUUUUGGAGUGAGGUGGCACUUCAACCCUCCAGCCGCUCCUCAUUUCGGAGGCUUGUGGGAGGCUGCAGUUAAGGCAUUCAAGUCACAUUUAAAUCGGGUCAUUGGUGAACAGAUUCUCAGCUUUGAGGAGCUCUACACGGUCGUGGUACAAGUGGAGGCCAUACUGAAUUCUAGGCCACUCUGUCCAUUAAGUUCCGAUCCCAAUGAUCUGCGUGCUCUCACCCCAGGACACUUCUUGACCAUGGAGCCGCUGGUGUCGCAUCCUGAACCCGAAUUGGAACAGGGUCGCUACAGUGCGUACCACCUCUGGGAGUCUUAA
Bacillus rossius redtenbacheri is the source of this 3711-nucleotide messenger RNA. RefSeq lists its product as uncharacterized. The record is from RefSeq and is a predicted model, not a curated record. Gene Ontology annotation, molecular function: nucleic acid binding. NCBI's taxonomy places the organism in Eukaryota, Metazoa, Arthropoda, Insecta, Phasmatodea, Bacillidae. Gene Ontology annotation, biological process: DNA integration. The coding region runs from base 1 to 3711 and encodes 1236 amino acids. The transcript is spliced from 4 exons.